CAUUGGAGAGCAAGCAGCACAAACCAGAGCUCCUCAGGAAGAGCUAAGCAAUCGCAUCGCAUCAGAUCACCAACAUCCAUUCCUAGCUUACUAGCUAGCUGAUCCCAAUGGCGAGCAGCACCGCUCUCUCCUGCCUGGCCGCGCUCCUGCUCCUCGCGGCCGCAGCGGCGCCGGCGUCGGCGGCCGAGAAGGAGACCCGGCUGCGGGUGUACUGGCACGACGUGGUGAGCGGCGGGCCGAACGCGAGGGUGGUGCAGGUGGCGCAGGCGCCGUCCUCCAACACCUCUGCCACCGGCUUCGGCACCGUGCUUGUCAUCGACGACCCGCUCACCGAGGGGCCCAGCCUGACGGGCUCCAGGCUACUCGGCCGCGCGCAGGGCCUCUACGUCAGCACCGGCAAGGACAGCCUGUCGCUGCUCAUGGCCAUGAACUUUGUCUUCGUCGACGGCGCCUACAACGGGAGCAGCAUCGCCAUCGUCGGCCCCAACCCGGUGAACCGGGCCGUCAGGGAGAUGGCCGUGGUCGGCGGCACCGGCGUCUUUCGGUUUGCGCGCGGCUACUGCCAGUUGCGGACCCACUGGUUCGACGCCAAGACCGGCGACGCCACCGUGGAGUACAAGAUCCAUCUCCGCCACGACUGAUGCAUUAUCAGCUGAACUAAUAAUAAAAGGGUUCUUGGAUCCAAAAAACUUAUUUUAGUCUGACUAAAAAUAGUCUCUUUAAGAGGCUAAAGUUCGAAGCACCCUGAUUAAAGAGGGGCUAAAAUUAGUCUUAAGACUAAAAAAAUUUAGUCCGGGUAUGCCAAUUAAAAUGUGGAUUAGUACUUUCUCUACUCAUUUAACUCCUCUCCUUUAACACAGGCAAAUUCUGGAUUGGAGGGUUUGGAGAAUAAUAAAUGUUCAUUAACUUAAUUUUA
Messenger RNA from Triticum aestivum (bread wheat), 916 nucleotides. RefSeq names its product dirigent protein 22. The transcript has a single exon. Bases 108 to 641 code for a protein of 177 amino acids. NCBI's taxonomy places the organism in Eukaryota, Viridiplantae, Streptophyta, Magnoliopsida, Poales, Poaceae. The record is from RefSeq and is a predicted model, not a curated record.